Messenger RNA from Heteronotia binoei (common prickly gecko), 2325 nucleotides. It is a transcript of the gene RASGRP4, whose product is annotated as RAS guanyl releasing protein 4. Gene Ontology annotation, biological process: Ras protein signal transduction; positive regulation of GTPase activity. Gene Ontology annotation, cellular component: plasma membrane. The transcript has 16 exons. The coding region runs from base 88 to 2253 and encodes 721 amino acids. NCBI's taxonomy places the organism in Eukaryota, Metazoa, Chordata, Lepidosauria, Squamata, Gekkonidae. The record is from RefSeq and is a predicted model, not a curated record. Gene Ontology annotation, molecular function: calcium ion binding; guanyl-nucleotide exchange factor activity.
AAAUCGCGAACAGAAGCCCACAACUCAACAGAUGCCGGCACCAUCCCGGGCACUGGCAAGAUCCGCCGGCAGAAGAGCCGACGUCGGAUGACCUGUCCGAACCCCCGGGAAAUCAAUCAAGCGUUGGCUUCCAUCACCCUGGGAGAACUGAACCGUUCUUGCACGCUCGAUGACUUGAUUGAGAAAUGCCUUCGCUCCUUUGAUUUGGAUGGCAACCUGUGUACCAGUGAUUUCAUGGUAAACAUGACAUUAACAGUCCACAGUUGGGUCGUGCCUUCGGCAGAACUGGCCCGCCGACUCUUGACUUUAUAUCCUUUUGAAGCCUUAACUCAACUUGUUACAUACCAGGAAGCAUCCCGGGAGAAGCGGCUGGAACACCAGCUCAGGAUCUGCCACUUUAUCCGGUACUGGCUCCUCCACUACCCCGAGGCCUUCCGGGUUGACGUGCAUUUGGAGGAGGCUGUAGCCGAGAUGUGGGAGGUGGUGAAGAAAGAGGGCCAGGAGAAGCACCGCCAGCUGCUCGACAUCUCCAGCACCCUCGACCACAUCCCUCUGCAAAGCUACCAAAGCAGCCCCAGCUGCGGCAAGAAGCGGAAGGUGUCGCUGCUUUUCGAUCACCUCGACGCAGGCGAGUUGGCCAACCAUCUCAGUUACCUGGAGUUCAUGGCCUUCUGCCGCAUCUCGUACCUGGACUUCCAGAGUUAUGUUUGGAACGGUUCAGUUCGCGGCAGCCCAGCCCUGGAGCGUUCCAUCGCCCUCUGCAACAGCAUCUCCCAGUGGGUGCAAGUCAUGAUCCUCAACCGGCCGACCCCGCAACAGCGAGCGGAAGUCUUCACCAAGUUCAUCCACGUGACUCAGAAGUUACGAUUGUUGCAGAAUUUCAGCACCCUCAUGGCCGUUGUGGGGGGCCUCUGCCACACUGCUAUUUCCCGUCUCAAGGAAACGCACUCUUUCUUGCCCUCCGAGGUCACCAAGACACUAUCUGAGAUGACAGAGCUGCUCUCAUCCUUUGGAAAUUACGGGGCUUAUCGAAGGGCGUACGCCGAUUGCAGUGGCUUCAAGAUCCCCAUCGUGGGCGUCCACCUCAAGGACCUGGUCUCUCUGCAUGAGGCCAUGCCGGACCGUGUGGACGGCGGGCGACUUAACCUAAGCAAGCUGCAGAGCUUGUACGAGCCGGCGCGGGAGCUGCGGACGCUGCAGCAGGCUGAACACCCCUUCCGAGCCAACAAGGACCUGGUGGACCUGCUCACUCUCUCCCUAGACCUCUACUACACCGAUGAGGAAAUCUACACGCUCUCGUACGCCCGUGAGCCUCGCUACCCUAAAUCCCUGCCCCCAACCCAGUUCAAGCCGCCUGUGGUCAUGGAGUGGGUGCCCAGGGUGGCCCCCAGACCUGACCGGACCACCAUCAGGAAGCAUGUACAGCAAAUGGUUGAGUCUGUGUUCAAGAACUACGACUCGGAGCAACGGGGUUACAUCUCCCAAGAGGAUUUCGAAACCAUCUCCACCAGCUUCCCCUUCUCCUUCUACGGGCUGGAAAGAGAUCGUGAGGGGCCGUGGAGCCGGGAGGAACUGUUCGAGUACUUCAUGCGGGCGUGCGCCAUUUUCUCCAAACUGGGCCUGGGGUUUCUACACAACUUCCAUGAGACCACCUUCAAGAAGCCCACCUUCUGUGACAGCUGCAGUGGUUUUCUAUGGGGAGUCUCCAAGCAAGGAUACCGGUGUCGGGACUGCGGGAUGGUCUGUCACAAGCAGUGUAAGGACCAGGUGGAAAUGGAAUGCCAGAGGCGUUUCCACUCCUGCACUUCCGACAGCAGCACGCCUCAGACGUCCACACCGGCGCCCACCCCACACCCGAGCUCUGGUUCAGAAGAGGAAGCCUUCACCUUCCCCCCGGGAAGGGCGAGGAACAAGAGCCACCGAACCCCGUCCACAAGCACUCCGAUCAGCCAGCCGAUGAAACACACCAGCACACAAACAGAGGACUGGCUGCUGGAGCCCCACCAUGGAGUCGGAACCCCCAGCAACAUGCAGAAGCAGCUCCUGGAACAGCUGAAUGCGCUGGAAGAGGAACGAGACCGGCUGCUCCUUGCCCACCAGAAGCUCCAACGCCACAGCUUGGAGUUGGAGGCGGAGAACAGGCGUCUUCUGAGCACGGCGCAGGCUGCCCAGAGCGAGCCCUCUGUCACUCUCCUCCUGGAAGGGAUGGAUCGCCUACAGCUCCCGCGAGCGUCCAAGGCCUGGAGGCCCUGAAAAAGAGGGGGGACGACCGGCAGCUUGGAAACCAGAACACUCGAACAAACGCAAUUUAAAACAGGGCUAUUU